AUGGCUACCCCCAGAGGCCGUCUCCAAGGCAAGAAUGCCAUCAUCACCGGUGCCGCAGGCGGAAUCGGUCUUGAAACUAGCAUCCUUUUUGCCCGUGAGGGCGCCAACGUCCUUAUGGCUGAUAUCUCCACCCCUGCCCUCGUGAAAGCCAUCGCCAAAGUCAGGGAGCUUGUCCCCACCGCGGCGCAGGUUGAGACCAUCAAGUGCGAUGUCUCCAAGGAAUCCGACGUCCAGGCCAUGAUCGAAUCCCAGGACUCCUGGGGUGGAACGGAUGUGAUAUUCAACAACGCAGGAAUCAUGCACGCCGAUGAUGCCGAUGCCAUCGAUACCCCUGAGAAGAUUUGGGACAUGACGCAGAAUAUCAAUGUGAAGGGUGUUUGGUUUGGAUGCAAGCAUACAGUUCUGAGUCUGCGAAGACAUAAGAAGACCAAGGGGAGCAUCAUUAACACGGCGAGUGUGGUGGCCCUGGUGGGAAGUGCGACGCCGCAGCUGGCGUACACAGCUUCCAAGGGAGCUGUUCUGGCACUGACGAGGGAAUUAUCCAUUGUGCAUGCCAGAGAGGGAAUCAGAUUCAAUGCUCUAUGCCCAGCACCGUUGAACACGCCGUUGCUGCAAGACUGGCUGGGUGACGACCAGCCCAAGCGUCACCGCCGCGAGGUGCACUUCCCAAUGGGAAGAUUUGGUGAGGCCAUUGAGCAGGCGCACGCUGUUGUCUUCUUAGCCAGUGAUGAGAGCAGCUUUGUCAAUGGAUCCGACUUUGUUGUUGAUGGUGGCAUGUCCAGGGCCUACGUGACCCCCGAAGGACCGGCUGCUCCAGCCCCUAAGAACCAGGCUCAGUAA
This is a messenger RNA of Aspergillus puulaauensis, 840 nucleotides long. RefSeq names its product putative short-chain dehydrogenase/reductase family protein. Gene Ontology annotation, molecular function: oxidoreductase activity. The transcript is spliced from 4 exons. The record is from RefSeq and is a predicted model, not a curated record. Lineage: Eukaryota; Fungi; Ascomycota; Eurotiomycetes; Eurotiales; Aspergillaceae. Bases 1 to 840 code for a protein of 279 amino acids.